AUGGCAGUUAUCAAGAAGAAAAGAUCACAGCCUGCCAAAUCUUCCACAAAUAAGAAACUGAAUAGACAACUUUCUUCAAAUUCAAAAAAAAAUACACCUACUCCUUCUUCCACUCCACUCCAAAACUUACCAAAAGUCAUCAAACCAACCCCUAUCACUCUUCUGAAUAGAUUAGAUCCAGAGUUACCACAUAACGUUACGCAUGAUGAAAGUGAUACCACUUCUUUCAGGUUAUCUUUGCUAAGAACCACGCCUUUAUAUGCAAAUAUAUUAACGAAUGUCGUGUUGAAUUGUAAUAUCCCCGUAUCUAUUAAAAAUAGAAAAAUAUUCAACGAAUUAAUAGGAAAUUGGAAGACUCAAUUAAUUGAGAAUGAAAAAAUAAUUGAGAAAUUAACAGAUGAUUUGAAUCAAUUAGAUAAUGCCAACUCUUUAGAAGAACAAAUGUAUGACGAAUUUAAAGAUAUUAAUUCUAUUGAAGAUUAUUUGGAUUAUAAUAGAACCAAAAGAUCAAACCCUUUGAUAUAUUAUCAACAAGAUGAUGUUGUUUUCCAUGAUAAAGACGCUUUUAAACAUUUAAAUAAUAAUUUGGAUAAAGCACCUGAUGAUUAUUGGAUAAAAAGAAAAGAAUUGAAAUUAAAACAAAAGAGAGAAGCAUUAGAAAGAAAGAAAAAAGAAGAACAAUUGGCCAAAGAGAAAGCUGAAUUAGAAGCAAAAGAAAAAUUAGAAGCUGAAUUGAAAGCAAAGGAAUUGGCUGAAGCAAAGGAAAAAGAAGAGCGUGAAUUGAAAGAAAGACAAGAAAGAGAGGAAAAGGAAAGACUUGAAUUGGAACAAAAGGAAAAGGAAGCUCAACAGCAGCAACAGCAACAGCAACAGCAACCACAAGACGAAUCAAUGGUUGAUGAUAGCAAUAAUCCAAACGAGUCAUUGCCAUCAGUAGACGAUCAACCAAGGUUUAUGUUUGAUGACUUGAAUAAUGAUGAACCAUUCAAUGAUGAUUUCGGUAACGGAUUUGAUGAUCUUGAUACAGCUUUCUUCUAA
This is a messenger RNA of Henningerozyma blattae CBS 6284, 1038 nucleotides long. RefSeq names its product Snf6p (gene SNF6). Bases 1 to 1038 code for a protein of 345 amino acids. The record is from RefSeq and is a predicted model, not a curated record. NCBI's taxonomy places the organism in Eukaryota, Fungi, Ascomycota, Saccharomycetes, Saccharomycetales, Saccharomycetaceae. The transcript has a single exon.